This is a messenger RNA of Micropterus salmoides (largemouth bass), 1137 nucleotides long. It is a transcript of the gene hoxb5a, whose product is annotated as homeobox B5a. NCBI's taxonomy places the organism in Eukaryota, Metazoa, Chordata, Actinopteri, Centrarchiformes, Centrarchidae. Gene Ontology annotation, cellular component: nucleus. The coding region runs from base 170 to 1117 and encodes 315 amino acids. Gene Ontology annotation, biological process: regulation of transcription by RNA polymerase II; anterior/posterior pattern specification. Gene Ontology annotation, molecular function: DNA-binding transcription factor activity, RNA polymerase II-specific; RNA polymerase II cis-regulatory region sequence-specific DNA binding. The record is from RefSeq and is a predicted model, not a curated record. The transcript has 2 exons.
UAUUUGGACGGCGCAUACAUAGCUAAAAACGAAGUACAGUGCAACGCCAUAAUUCACUAAUACAUCAUAAAUCGUUGAAAGUACCCGCGUUAUAACGACCAAGAGAAAUCUAACAAAUCAAGCGCCCCUUAGUACUCAACUAAGCCCGCAACUCUCUAAAACAACCUAAAUGAGCUCUUACUUUGUAAACUCGUUCUCGGGGCGCUACCCAAAUGGCCCCGACUAUCAACUGCUAAAUUAUGGAGCCAGCAGCGGCGCAAUGAACGGCGGGACGUACAGGGACUCUUCCUCCGCCACCAUGCACCAUGCGACGGGCUCUUACGGCUACACUUACAAUGGCAUGGACCUAACCGUCACUAACCGUGGAGGGGGAAGCAGCGGCGCCACCAAUACCGGAGGACACUUCGGGGGCAGCUCGGUAGCCGGGGACUCCCUGGGCUUCGGCUCCCCGGCCCCGGAGAGGGGCUUCAGACAGCCUUCAAGCUGCUCCCUCGCCUCUGCAGCAGACUCCCUCCUGUCACCUAGUAGUGUAGACACCAAGCUAGGCGCCCAGAGCUCGUCUCCCCGAUCGGAGCAACCAGGAAGAGGUAAUCUCAGCUCUCCAAACCUAUCUUCCACCUCCUCCGGCGGAGGUGGCGGCGGCGGCAGCAUGGCGCAGCGCUUCACGGAACUGGAGGACGCCUCGCCAGAGACCGAGGAGAUGCAGCACAACCGGGACGGCAGCAACCAGCCGCCCAGGAACGGGCACCCGCAACCCGUGCAGAAGCAGGAGAGCGGCCCGGCGGGAUCAGCCGCUGGCAGCACGACGGGCAGCGAGGCUCAGUCACCACAAAUAUUCCCCUGGAUGAGAAAGCUACACAUUAGCCAUGAUAUGACGGGCCCGGACGGGAAACGGGCGCGGACGGCUUACACGCGCUACCAGACUCUCGAGCUGGAGAAGGAGUUCCACUUCAACCGGUACCUCACGCGGCGGCGACGGAUCGAAAUCGCGCACGCGCUCUGCCUCACGGAGCGACAGAUCAAGAUCUGGUUCCAGAACCGGAGGAUGAAGUGGAAGAAGGACAACAAACUGAAAGGCAUGGGCCUGGCCACCGCCGGCAGCGCCUUUCAACCCUAGAAAUUAUUAUCAUUACCCAG